UAUCCCCUCAACCCCAUUCUUCUUCUUCAUCUUCUUCUUUCUUUCUGUUUUUUUUCUCACAUGUUGAUGAUGUCUACAUUCCUUCUUUACUCUCUGACCGCUUGACUCUGUUUAUUGUUUCUUACUCGUAAGCUGAAUUGUUUGCAAAUGAUGAAGAGUGAAAGUUGUGAAGAGACUCUGAUGAAGCUGAGAAAGAUAAUAGUGAGCCUUCAGAAUGAAAUUGACAAGAGGGAUCACAAGCUAUUCGAGAUGGAGUGUAAACAUAGUGACACACUUGAUUGUUUGCAAAAACUCAUUAUGAGGCUUACAGAGAAAAUUAAUUACAAAGAAAGAUGUCUGCUUGAAAUGGAAUGCAAGUACAAUGAAGCUUUGAGCAUGGUUGAGAAGUUGAAGAACGACAAAGAUGAGCCCCGUGAGGGAUGUUGCAAUGGUAUUCUAUAUUCUGGUAUAGGUGAAAUGUGUUUGUGAUGGAUCAUCAUCCUUUGUUUUGGAAAACUUGCUGGAAAGUCAAAAAUAUUCUUCAAUCUACUGGGCACUGGCACUUCUAUUUGCAAAUUCUACAUGGAUUAUACUUGAUUUUUGGUUUGAAACUGCCCUCAAUAUCUCUUAUGUGACACAUUUAUUUCUCAUUUUCUCCUAAAUUUGUUGUUAGGAGGAAGGAAUAUUGUAAAAUGUGUGUGUGAGUGUCAAAUGUCAUUGUUUGAAAAGGUUUUAGGGCAUGUUUGAGAUGUCAUAGACUCAUAGGGGUAGGGUAGAAGGUUCAACAGUCUGUUAUAGUGUUAUGUUAUUAUAUAGGUGAAUUCUAUGGUGCCUAUAACUUGGUGCCUAACUUACUUUUUAUGACAACUUUUGAAUAUUUAAUGAUUAUUUACUUUUAUACUUUUAAAACUAAAUAUUGAUUUUUAACCCUUUUUGGUAAGUUAGACAAACACUUUUAGGCACCGUAGCAAUCACCAUAUAUAUAUAUGCAACCCUUUUAGAGUGAAUGAGUUAAAGAAGAAAAUAUUUAGCCAACUAGUGUAGUUCUCGUAGUUCUUAGUUUUCUUUAGCUUAAGGAGCCUCCCAUCCCUAGAAGGAAGAAUUAUUCAAAUUUUCCAUAACGGUUGUCCAUACACAGGCUUAAACAUUUUGAACUGAGAGUUGCUUUCAAAAUAUCUUUGGAAUUUACUUGUAUAUGUUUACCAUGUUUUCUUCUUUUAAGCUUAAAUGUUUAAAGGAAGAGCAUGGGAAGAUUACCAAGCAAUUGGAGGAGAGUAAGGCCCUAAAUGAACUGCAGCAGAAAAAUUUUAUUGAGGAGAUUCAAAAGUUAAGAAGGGAGUUACACAAUCAGAGUGAUGUAGAAAGUGAUGAAGAAAGUGCUGGUAAUUUGAACACUGCAAUUACAACUUUUCAAAAUCAGUUGAAGGACAAAAUGGAAUAUUUGGAGCGUGUGGAAAACCUUAACAGUUUCCUGGUAGUUAAAGAGCAAGAGUAUAAGCAAGAACUACUUGAUGCUCGUAAAGAAUCUAUAAAUAGUUUACAAGACAUGUUCGGUAGUCGAUCUCAACUUGGAAUUAAAAGAUUGGGAGAAUUAGAUCCGAAACCUUUUCGAGAUUCGUGCUCGCAGAAGUACUCAAAUGAACCAUGGCAAGAGAUAUCCGCCAUGCUAUGUUCAUCAUGGGAGGAGAAUCUGAAGAAUUCAGCUUGGCAUCCUUUCAAAAUAACCGAGGUCAAUGGUGUUUUACAGAAGAUAAUAGAUGAAAAUGAUGAAAAGCUGAAAUUGCUGAGAGAUGAGCAUGGUGAAGUGGUAUACAAGGCUGUCACAGAUGCACUGAUGGAAAUAGAAGAAUACAAUUCCAGUGGAAGGUACACUGUGCCAGAAAUUUGGAACUGGAAGGAGGGAAGGAGAGCCACACUGAAAGAAAUUAUCCAAUACAUUAUCAGGCAAUUGAAGACUCACAAGCGCAAAAGGAAGGUCUGAUCUUGUAACUAAGAGCAUCAGAAGCUGUAGAUUUGUGGAGGAAAAAUGUAUGAAGUGCCUAAGAGGAUCAUAAGAAUCUUCAUUUCUCAAAUGUAGCAGUGAUGCAUAUCCUCUCAAAAGAGACCAUUACUAGCACUAGCAGCACAUGCUUCAGCAGAACUGCUACAUAAGUAGGUGUACAAAAUACAUGUAGAAAAACAUUUACACUCUCUUUUAUCUACUAUAUACUAUAUAUAAUCUACUAUA
Molecule: messenger RNA, 2206 nt
Organism: Arachis ipaensis
Lineage: Eukaryota; Viridiplantae; Streptophyta; Magnoliopsida; Fabales; Fabaceae
Source: RefSeq, a predicted model, not a curated record